This is a messenger RNA of Pieris macdunnoughi, 1698 nucleotides long. Lineage: Eukaryota; Metazoa; Arthropoda; Insecta; Lepidoptera; Pieridae. The record is from the annotation of a GenBank genome assembly.
AUGAAUGUUAUACAAGCCGUAAAGUUGUAUAUAACUAAAAUGACAGAGGAGAGUGGUCCUGGAAUGAAAGUUAUUCUUAUGGAUAAAGAAACUACUAGUAUAGUAAGCAUGGUCUUUAGCCAGUCUGAAAUCCUUCAGAAGGAAGUGUAUCUUUUUGAGAGGAUAGACAGUGUGGCAAAGUGGGACAACUUGAAACACAUGAAGUGUAUAGUAUUCCUUAGACCCACUUCUGAAAAUCUUGCUCUAUUGUGUAGAGAACUAAGGUGUCCUAAGUAUGGGGUUUACUAUGUUUAUUUUAGCAAUGUAAUAUCUAAGUCUGAUGUUAAGACUCUGGCAGAGUGUGAUCAGCAAGAGUCAGUAAGGGAGGUGCAAGAGGUGUUUGCUGACUAUUUAGCUGUUGAUAGACACCUUUUCUCUUUCAACAUUGUUGGAUGCUUACAUGGUAAGUCAUGGAAUCAACAACAUCUCCAGCGGUGUUCUCAAGGCCUGCUUGCUUUAUUCUUGUCAUUAAAAAAACGACCUGUUAUCCGAUAUGCAUCUGGUUCAACAGCCUGCUCUCGACUUGCGGAGAGAGUUAAGGAGUUAGUAAGAAGAGAGUCAGCUCUGAUGGACAGUAAUAUACCAUACAGUGACAUAGCUCCACAAUUGCUAAUUUUGGACAGACGUGAUGAUCCAGUUACUCCUUUAUUACAUCAGUGGACGUACCAAGCAAUGGUCCACGAAUUGUUGACUAUUAACAAUAAUCGUGUGAGCCUAGCACAUGUUCCUGAUGUUCACAAGGACUUGAAAGAGGUAGUGCUAGCUGCAGAACAAGAUGAGUUUUAUGCUAAGAAUCUGUAUUCGAAUUUUGGUGAGAUUGGACAAACAAUCAAAUCUCUUAUGGAGGAGUUCCAGAGGAAAGCAAAAAGCCAUCAAAAGGUUGAAAGUAUAGCAGAUAUGAAGAACUUUGUUGAGACUUACCCGCUUUUUAAGAAAAUGUCAGGGACGGUGUCGAAACAUGUGACUGUUGUUGGAGAGCUGUCAAGUACAGUGGGGCGACAUGAGUUGCUGCAAGUCUCCGAACUGGAGCAGGAGCUUGCCUGUCAGACUGACCAUGCAAAGCAUUUACAGCGUUUAAAAGGCCUCUUCAACAACGAAAAAGUCCGAACAGAGGACCUCGUUAAACUGGUAGCACUAUACGCCCUCCGAUACGAGAAACAUGCGAGUAACGCGCUCUCGUCCCUGGUGGAUUCGUUGAAAUCUCGCGGGGAUGAAGUUGCGCGUGCCCCGGUCCUUGUAUUGGAGUAUGGCGGGGCUCAUUCAAGGCAAAGUGAUUUAUUUGGAUUGCAAGAUGCAGCUAAGAUUACAAAGAGAUUGUUCAAGGGCCUCAGUGGCGUAGAAAACAUAUACACCCAACACAGUCCCCUACUAAAAGACACAUUGGAAGAUCUUCUCAAGGGAAAACUUCGCGAAAAUCUUUACCCGUCAGUAGGUGGAGAGGAUAUUACCAGAAGACCCCAAGAAAUAAUAGUUUUCAUUGUGGGAGGAGUAACAUAUGAAGAGGCAUUUUGCGUGCAUCAGUUAAAUCAAACGAACCCAGGCGUAAGGAUUAUACUUGGCGGAACAACAAUACAUAAUUCCACCUCGUUUUUGGAGGAAAUAAAAUAUGCAAUGCAAGGUGUACAGAGGAUGCACACGCGGCAUAUAAGGAAUGUUUAA